Molecule: messenger RNA, 3721 nt
Organism: Zonotrichia leucophrys gambelii
Lineage: Eukaryota; Metazoa; Chordata; Aves; Passeriformes; Passerellidae
Gene: PAPSS2
Product: 3'-phosphoadenosine 5'-phosphosulfate synthase 2
Exons: 12
Coding region: 63-1892 (609 amino acids)
Biological process (GO): 3'-phosphoadenosine 5'-phosphosulfate biosynthetic process; sulfate assimilation
Molecular function (GO): sulfate adenylyltransferase (ATP) activity; ATP binding; adenylylsulfate kinase activity
Source: RefSeq, a predicted model, not a curated record
CGCAGCCCUUAUAGGGCUUCCCCCGCCGGGCCCACCGCAGCAGCCGCAGCAGCAGCAGCACCAUGGCGAGCCGCGAGCACACGGGAUCCACCAACGUGGUUUACCAAGCCCACCAUGUCAGCAGGAGUAAGAGAGGACAAGUGGUCGGCACCAGGGGAGGAUUCCGAGGCUGCACAGUCUGGCUCACAGGCCUUUCUGGAGCUGGCAAGACAACCAUUGGCUUUGCUCUGGAGGAGUACCUGGUGGCUCAUGGCAUCCCCUGCUACUCCCUGGAUGGUGACAACGUGAGGCACGGCUUGAACAAGAACCUGGGCUUCUCGGCCCAGGACCGCGAGGAGAACAUCCGGCGCAUCGCCGAGGUGGCGCGGCUCUUCGCCGACGCGGGGCUCGUCUGCAUCACCAGCUUCAUCUCCCCCUUCACCAAGGAUCGUCGAAACGCACGAAAAAUUCACGAGGCAGCUGGACUUCCUUUCUUUGAAAUCUUUGUAGAUGCUCCUCUAAAUAUUUGUGAAAGCAGAGAUGUGAAGGGCCUGUACAAAAAGGCAAGAGCUGGAGAGAUCAAAGGAUUCACGGGCAUUGACUCCGAGUACGAGAAACCCGAAGCUCCCGAGCUGGUGCUGAAAACAAACGUUACAUCGGUGUCUGAGUGCAUCCAGCAGGUCGUGGAGCUCCUGCAGGCACAGAACAUUGUGCCCCAGGGCUCAGUCAAGGAUGUUCUGGAGCUCUUUGUGCCUGAGGAUAAACUCAGCAGUGUCAGGGCUGAGGCAGAGAAGCUGCCAGCACUGGAGAUCACUAAGCUGGAUCUGCAGUGGGUGCAGGUGCUGAGCGAAGGCUGGGCCACUCCUCUGACAGGAUUCAUGAGGGAGGCAGAGUACCUGCAAGUGCUGCACUUUGACACCCUGCUCAACGAUGGAGUGGUGAACCUGAGCGUGCCCAUCGUGCUGCCCCUGUCAGCAGAGGACAAGCAGCGGCUGGAGGGCAGCGAGGCGCUGGCGCUCAGCUUCCAGGGCCGCCGCGUGGCCGUGCUGCGCCGCCCCGAGUUCUUCGCCCACAGGAAGGAGGAGCGCUGUGCCCGUGUCUGGGGCACCACCUGCCCCCGGCACCCACACAUCCAGAUGGUGAUGGAGAGUGGAGACUGGCUGGUUGGUGGAGACCUGGAGGUCCUGGAGAGGAUCAAAUGGAACGAUGGGCUGGACCAGUACCGCCUGACCCCGCUGGCUCUCAAGCAGAAGUUCAGGGAAAUGAAUGCUGACGCCGUUUUCGCCUUCCAGCUGCGCAACCCGGUGCACAACGGGCACGCGCUGCUGAUGCAGGACACGCGGCGGCAGCUCCUCGAGAGGGGCUACAAGAACCCCGUGCUGCUGCUGCACCCCCUGGGGGGCUGGACCAAGGAUGACGACGUCCCCCUGGAGUGGCGCAUGAAGCAGCACGCCGCCGUGCUGGAGGAGCAGGUGCUGGACCCCAAGUCCACCAUCGUGGCCAUCUUCCCCUCUCCCAUGCUCUACGCCGGCCCCACCGAGGUGCAGUGGCACUGCCGGGCCCGGAUGGUGGCGGGCGCCAAUUUCUACAUCGUGGGGCGCGACCCGGCGGGAAUGCCGCACCCCGACACGCGGCAGGACCUGUACGAGCCCACGCACGGCGGCAAGGUGCUGAGCAUGGCCCCCGGGCUCACCUCCGUGGAGAUCCUGCCCUUCCGAGUGGCUGCCUACAGCAAGAGCAAGAGAGCCAUGGACUUCUACGACCCCAAAAGGCACGAUGACUUUGACUUCAUCUCAGGAACACGCAUGAGGAAGCUGGCUCGGGAAGGGGAAAACCCCCCCGAUGGCUUCAUGGCCCCCAAAGCCUGGAAAGUCCUCACCACCUACUACCAGUCCCUGGAGAAGAAGAAUUAACUCCUCCUCCUCCUCCUCCCUAGAAAAGCCUGUAUUAAUAGUGAGCAAUGAUCCAUUGAUUCCCUGUCACACAGAUCACUUGCCAUGACCCUGGGGUUCUCCCACCUGGGUCAGAGCGUUUUUUACCAAUCAGAAAUACUUUCAGCCUGAUCCUUCUGCCCUGGAGCUGCUGGGAGUGUCCCCAUGGAGUGGAAGGGAUGGGCAGAGGGCCCUUUGUUCCCAGCUGGCACCAGGAUGUGCCACGGUGCUGCCAGUGCAGAGGGGACCAGGGUAAAUGAAGAAGUGCCUUUCCUCGUUGUGCCUUAGACAGUUUUUGCUAAUUAACAGCAGAAUCUUUUUAAUGCCUCUUUUUGUAAAAAAGGACUUUUUUUAAGAUCAGCUGUGACCACCUCCAGUUCCUUGUGGCUGAGCCAACUCCUCACUGCUUCCUUCCUUCCUUCCUUCCUUCCUUCUUUCCUCCUGCUUGACCUCUGGGCUGAGCAUUCCUGUUGCUCCGCGUUCAGGAGCCUGUGAGGAUGUGCCAUGUUAUCCCUGGCACAGGAACCCAUCCCUGCACUCACAGCCCAGCUGGGGAGCCUCUCCUGGGAGGCACCACAAACCCUGAGAUCCCUGAGAAAGCUCUGCACAGCGAGGAGAAGUCAGGGAUGCUGGCACUGUGCUCCCAGGUGGCAGCAUGGGCUCCCCCUUCCCUCUGCCCCAAAGGCAAAUCCGGGACAAAACAGCAAAGUCACAGCACCGGGAGGGUCUGGAGAACCGGCUGAGAGAGGCUGCAGCCUCAUCCACACCGCUGUGGGUGCAGGUGACCUGAUUUAUUCCGUGUCUGCGCAUGGGGACAGCCCGAGGGUGGCAGCAAGCCCUUGUCCCCAGCCCUGUGUGCUGCUGAGCCCAGAGCCCGGUGCUGCCCCAGCCUGGCUGUGUGAAGUCCCCGCGGUCAUUGUCGCCUUCCCCACCCUCACCCGGCACGGAUUCUGGCAAUGCCCCGCCCGAGGCUUUCCCGCUGGCUCGCAGGAGCCGCCGAGGUGACAGAGCGGCGACAAACAGCGACAGGACAGCGCGGGGCACUGCGGGAGCCGGGGACGGGGCUGGGCCCGCCCCGCUGUGCGGUGGCAGCGGAGCAGGACGAGCAGCGCUCGCUCAUUGCAGCCUCACUGCGGGGUUUGUGCACCUGGCCCCGGGUUCAGCAGCGGCCCCCGGAGCCCUCGGGAUGUCCCCAAGGAAGGACAAUCAGCGUUCCUCUCUUCUUGUGCUCCUGUUUGAGUUCCAGCUGGAUCCACGCUCAGCAAAACCAUCCUGCUCCUGCUCAGUACCAUGAGCUACAACCUGCUCUGCUGUGGCCAGGGCACACUGCCCAAACCUUCAUCUGUAACUGGAAAAUAUCCUUGAAAAAGGGUUUUUUAAGUCUUUUUUUAAGCAUUUGGAGGAAAUCUGUGUUUUCCCCCAAGGCAAAUGCUGCAGCCUCAGUGGGAGCUGCCAGAGCACCAGCACCAGCCUCACCCAGCCAGGCCCCAAAAGUGACAUUCCCAAAAGUGACAUUCCCAUUUAGGAUUUCUAAGGAGUGAAACAGCACUGUUGCUGCUCAUCAUGAAACAAUCCUGUCCCCCCAGUGAAUCCAGGUGGUCACAGCAGAACACAGAUGUUGUGUUAUCAUUUUAAACCAGAGUAGUGUCCUGAUUACCUCUGAUUGAAGCACGUGGACUGGGGGGUUUAUAGUCUAUUUAUUAAAGACAUGAGACUGGAAUUUGUACCUCAGCUGAUGCAUCUCAUGAUUUAAUAUAUUCUGAACUCGAUACUCUAUGAAACACUCACUUUUAGUACAAAUAAAUAUUUAU